Chelmon rostratus (copperband butterflyfish) is the source of this 2259-nucleotide messenger RNA. It is a transcript of the gene eri1, whose product is annotated as exoribonuclease 1. NCBI's taxonomy places the organism in Eukaryota, Metazoa, Chordata, Actinopteri, Chaetodontiformes, Chaetodontidae. Gene Ontology annotation, cellular component: cytoplasm; nucleolus. The coding region runs from base 331 to 1356 and encodes 341 amino acids. The record is from RefSeq and is a predicted model, not a curated record. Gene Ontology annotation, biological process: exonucleolytic trimming to generate mature 3'-end of 5.8S rRNA from tricistronic rRNA transcript (SSU-rRNA, 5.8S rRNA, LSU-rRNA). The transcript is spliced from 7 exons. Gene Ontology annotation, molecular function: 3'-5'-RNA exonuclease activity; nucleic acid binding.
UCCACCUUAAAAAAAAGUUUAAUGCUGUUGCGGAGAGGUGCUGUUGGUGUGGAAGUCGAAAUGCUUUCAACAACACCUAUUUUUAGUUUUUGAUUUUGGCAUCUAUAACAAUAGCUCAACAAAUUAUAACUACUUGGCGACUUUAAAGUAGACAAACGCGACGAAGUCACGCAGGAAUGUUGGCUAUGCUGUUAGCUAACGUUAGCAAGUGUAGCUAACAAGACCACUAGCGUGUAAUAGUAACGUUAUCUUCGUGAAUGAAGUUGAGUAAAUGCACGUUUGGUUGUUUUUGAAGUUGCUUGUUACUUCCUGGUUUAACAUCCAUUUUAAAUGGAUGAGCACAAGGAGAAUAUUCAUGCCAAGGACGUCAAUGUGAAGAUGUCUAAUACAAGAGAAGAUGAAAAGGCAAAGCCUUGCAGCAGGGUUUGUCCAGCUGGAGAAUCUGCUCCUCAGGUGUCCCCUUCUCAGUCGAACAGUGACUUCAGCCAUCCGGUGUACAAGGAGAUCGCUUUGGCUAAUGGACACAUCAACCGCAUGUCCAAAGAGGAGCUUAGGAUCAAGUUAGCAGAGCUGCAGCUUGACACAAGAGGUGUAAAGGAUGUGAUGAAGAAGAGGUUGAAGAGCCACUAUAAGAAGCAGAAGCUGAUGCAGUCUGCGGCCGAGGGAGGUCCCACCGACACCUACUACGACUACAUCUGCGUGGUGGACUUUGAAGCAACAUGUGAAGAGGACAAUCCGUCAGACUUCCAUCAUGAAAUCAUUGAGUUCCCAAUGGUUCUCAUCAACACGCACACUUUAGAAAUUGUGGACUCCUUUCAGGAAUAUGUAAAACCAGAGUUGAACCCACAGCUUUCAGACUUUUGUGUGAAGUUAACGGGCAUAACACAGAAAAUGGUCGAUGAAGCAGACUCGUUUCCAGCAGUCCUCCAGCGAGUCGUAGCUUGGCUUCAGGAGAGGGAGCUUGGGACCAAGUACAAAUACGCCAUUCUGACUGAUGGAGCCUGGGAUAUGAGCAAAUUCCUCAACAUCCAGUGCCGGAUUAGCCGCAUCAGAUAUCCUCAGUUUGCAAAGAAGUGGAUUAACAUAAGGAAAUCAUAUGGAAACUUCUACAAGGUCCCCCGCACGCAGACGAAGCUGAGCACCAUGCUGGAGAAGUUGGGUCUGAAGUAUGAAGGUCGUCCUCACUCUGGCCUGGACGAUUCACGCAACAUCGCCAGGAUAGCCGUACGCAUGCUGCAGGACGGGUGUCAGCUGCGCGUCAAUGAACGCAUGCACGCCGGCCAGCUGCUCUCUGUUCCCAGCUCAGCUCCAAUGGAAGGAGCUCCUCCACCACAUAACCCCCGCAGCCGGGACUAGACCCACACACUAAAGCCCCCCCCAAAAAAAACAAAACAUGCACAGCACUUUCACAGUGUGUGCUUCAAUGUGCAUUUGGAGCUUAAAAGUUAUAGUUGAUGAAUGGUAUUCUAGUCUGACCAAUAAAUGUGGUCAGUUUUUUGAUUUAAGAGUCAUACGUGAGGGAUCCUCUCUGACCUCCAUAUAUUUUUACACCAGAUGUCUGAAAACAGAUCAUUCCAGUGUGCUGUGGGUCGUCAGUCUGUUAACCCUCCCUCAUUCUGCCUUAUCCAGCUCCUACUAUUCAUCCAACAGUUUGAUUAAAAUGCCUUUCGGUUGUCCCACGGUUGCGUGAAUUUUAGUUUUUACAUCAGGUUUUGCUCCCAAGAACACUUCUAAAAAAAAAAAACAUAAAAAAAUGUUAUUCUUGAGGCAUUAAAAUUAAAAAUCUUAAUCAUCUGCAGCUUUGCAUCAACAAUAUUCAUGUCAGCGUUGGCCUUUAAAUCCCCACAUCUGUCUAAUCAUUGCGCUCGUAUUAUAAAUAAGAAUCUACACAAAUGUUGCUGCUAUUGUUGUCCUUUGAAGUGCUACAUAACAGCUAUAAUAUCACACUGUUUGCCAAUUUCCCAGAGUGAGCUGAAGGUUUGGAAACAGUCCUGUGGACUUUAAUUGUCUGUACUGAGAUUCUGUAGCACCAUUAGUAAAGAGAAUAGAUUAUCUAUCAUACAGAUACAGUAGAGGUGUUCAGUUGGCAAACUGAGUGAUGAACUACUGAAGAAAAAGUCCAUCUGUUACUGUAUGAAUUAAGUCUGUGUUGUCGUCUUUUGUAUUGAUAUUGAAUUUUAUUUCAUGGAGGAUGUUCUAUUUUAACAGGAACAAAUAUUCUGAAUGCCAAAUAUUGCAAAUAAAAUAUGUUUCUCUGUU